This is a messenger RNA of Anopheles arabiensis, 3950 nucleotides long. Its product is annotated as ras-like protein family member 10B. The coding region runs from base 1556 to 2155 and encodes 199 amino acids. Lineage: Eukaryota; Metazoa; Arthropoda; Insecta; Diptera; Culicidae. Gene Ontology annotation, molecular function: GTP binding; GTPase activity. The transcript has 7 exons. The record is from RefSeq and is a predicted model, not a curated record.
GAGAUGAGCUAGUCGCAGAUGAACCUUGCUUUCACGCGGACGCACUAGACCGACGGUGUGUGCGUGCGUGCGUGUGUGUCUGUACGGUUGUGGUACGGUUUUGCGAAAACGGCAUCUUCCUAUUACGCGCAUACACACAAGCACACACACACACACGCACACAGGGAGCGAACACACACGCACACAUUUACAUCACCUAUCCACGAAUAUUUUGUGAAGCGUCCCGGUGUGACAGAGUGUUCUUUUUUUUAUUACUGUGCGUUUAGCAACUUUUUUCCUUCCACUUUUGGAAAUGGUUGUUUUAUCCCCCUUUUUUGUUGUAUCCCCUUUGAUGACGCGUUCUAUUUGUGUCCCAUUCCCAUGAUAGUGGUCUGAGCAAUAAAGAGUGUUGUGUUGAAUGCGUAGCGAUUGGCGUUGGCUUUGAAAAUGAACGCAGAGCGUGGUGUGUAAAUAAAAGAAGCGUUUUUGGUGGACUGGUGGAGGCGCAUGGUCGCUCGAACCGUUUAGUGUUUCGUUCGGUUCCGUUUUUCCCCCUGCUCUGAUAAGCUCACGUGUUUUUGUCUCGACAGCCCCGAAAGGUGCUUUGUUUGGGUAGGCGUUAUCAACAAGUAAACGGUUAAUGGUGGUGGAGUGUGUGCUUUUUAUUUUAAAGAAAUAAUACUAAAAAACGUGUUAACCACCAGCCUUGUGAAAGCUAAUUGCGAGUGUAGAAAACGAUAAAAAAAUACAAAGUGAAAUUCGUGUCGAAGCUGCUCUACCUUGAGAAAAAUCUUCCUCCAAAACCCUGCUAAACCCUUUGGAAUACAGACCCAGCCGAGUGUAAAGACACAAACCAGUUGAUUCACCACACGAUGUGCAGCACGAUGGGCAGCUUUGGUCGGUCCAGACGCAGGCUGACGCACCCACCGACACGAAGCGACAGCUUGCUGCUAUAGUAAUGGUACUGGCGGACAAUAACGUGUUCGAAGUGGACUAGUGAUAAUUAGAGUAGCGGUGUGCCGGUGUUUGCAGCUUCACCAACGGUUUUUCAGUUCGCAACCGGUCCUAAGGGAGUGAAGUCCACCCAACCCAAAGUGUUUCGUCUGCUUACAAUGUGCUGCUCGAUUGCGAGAUUGGUUGCGCUCAAGGAGUAUGCUACCGAACGGCAAGUCUCAGCACUGUCAGCUACUCCCGGGAGCAUCGUUACGCUGUAAAUCUGAAUAAAAGCAUUACCAUAAGUCAAGCUGGUGCAGCGAGUGUGCUAGCAAAACCCAGCAGUCGUUGGUACAGCUUGGGAAAGUGGGAAGAAAAACCAACACAUCAGCAAUUGCUCGCAAUAGCAGCGGUGGGGACAGAGCUGUAUCGCAGCCGUACGGGGACCCCGGCACUACGACCCGGGAACGGAACAGUGUUUGCCGUCAGCCUGCUCAAGCUUGCCGUCAAAAUGUGGAACCGCCUCUCGCCGACCAAUUCCAAUAGACUGUUGCACGAUAAUGGUAAAGAUCAUUGCAAUAACCCUCCCAAACACAGCCAUAACACAUAGCGUAUCACUCUGGAAGGCCCGGAUCCGCCCUGGAUGCAAGGCCCCCUCAAGGUUGCGUUUCUGGGGGCCUCCGGCGUUGGACGCACCAGCAUCCUACAGCAAUUUUUCAAGCACGACUUUCCGAAGGACCACAUCCGCACCAGCAAGCGGACCGUCUACCGGAGCUGUCUGGUCUGUGAUACCUGCAUACGGGAGCUGAUGGUACUGGAUGUGCCACCGCAGAAGUACUUCCCGAUCGAUAAUCUGGCCGAGUGGAACAAUGGCAACCCGCUAGGGCUGCGCACGGUUCACACGUACGUGCUGGUGUACGACAUGGGGAAUCUGGACACCUUCCAGUACUGCCGCAAUAUGCGUGAUCAAAUUUUAGAAAGUUUCAAUCAUCGUGAUUUUAAGAUAAUGGUUGUGGGCAACAAGGUUGACAUGGUAUCAAACCCUCAUACUCAGGAACUGAAGGACAUUUCCACCCUCGUCCGGAAGCACUGGCGCUGUGGCUACGUUGAAUGUUCGGCAAAACACAACUACAAAAUUGGAGACAUUUUCAAGGAGAUGAUGGGAUACCCGGUGGGCGGCACGGCACCGAAGCUAGAGUUCUCGCAAUCUAUUGGUUCAAAAAAUCGUUGCACAAUACUCUAGUAGUAGCUGAACUGGAGGUUUCCUCCAACACGCCUCACGAUUGCAGCUAAUGGAAGCGGGUAACCCCGGCAAAAAGGCAUACGGCUAAAUCCAUCCAUGCGCUUGGCUUGCAGCUUCAAAGCAACGGUUCCCGCCAAUUGGAAGGUGACCAGUCUCAGGCGUCCAGCAAACUUCGUCCAGCCAGGAAUGACCUACUCCACACGGCGACAUUUCCACCGACUCUAAUGCCUCUUAUUGCGGAUUGAUUUAUUUUUUUGCGAUGUAUACUAUUGUCCCCUUUUUCUCCCUCAGAUACAUGUGUGUGCAUGAAAGUGGCAGGGUCAAUGAAGCGUUUUGAACAGAAUCGGAAGUAAAGCCUAUUUCCCCAUCAAAAACCAUCCACCAACUCCAACGGAUUAAAAGCAAAAACCUUUUUACUUUGUAGAGGAGAUGUCGUUUGAAAAACUGUAAUUAACAAAGUGUACUAAAACAAACCAGGUAGUAGACCAGCCGAUGUAGACGGAUAUAUCAAGGAUAUUAUAGCACACAGUUACACACAGCACACCUAACCUCAAUGUAUUGGGCAGCCGCCAAUAGGAACCACAACACUAGCCAUCCGAGUUAGCCAAACCAAUCCAAUCACCGUUAUCAUUAUCGUCAUCAUCGACUAGUAGACGACAUGUUUUACGCUCCCCGGUGUGUACAUACAAAAAAGGACCCACACGAUUUUUACGUGAUUUCAAAAGCGAUAGACAAUAACGGUUACCAUUACCAUUUACAUGGGUGGGCGCGGGUGCUUCUGUUUGGGCACCUGGAUAUUUCGGCGGCACGUAGAAAAAAACCCUUUUGCCGUAGUAGCAGUAGUAGAUGCGUAUUAGUGGCCAUGUAUGUAUAAGCCAAGCUGUGUGUGUGUGCGUGUGUGUAUGUAUGUUUGUACGUGUGAGUGUUUUUGCAUUUGACAUGUGUUCGACAGUGCACCAUUGUGGCUUUGCAGCUUUGUUUUUGUGCAGUAAUAGAACGAGUGUGAUUGCUUUGGACGAUGGGUUUGCAAAAGAUGCUUCCGAAGUUACCGAGUUGUUGUUAGAAGCGUUCGAUGCGUAGUAGUUCCGUUAGCUGCCGUGCGACUGAAUCAGAGCGUUAGCUGAUUUGUUAAGGUUACUUAGUGCCGCCGUAGGACGGUGGGCAGUAGUCGUGCAUGUUUCGUUGUUAGCUCGAUUAGUUAGCUCGUUAAUGGACAGUGUUGUUAAGCGAGUUAUGGUUCAGGUGUAAACCGACUUAAACAUGAUGAGGUACUCUGCACUACUAUAGCUGUACAGGUUGUAGUUUGGUGUAUCAUUGACUGUAGGAAAGCAAACAGUAGUGUGUGAUUAUUAACUAACAGACAAAAUAAUUCGUUACAAGCUACUGUCUUGAGUUUUAUUCCAAAUAAAUAACACAUGCCUCAACGCUCCUCUUCUGGAAGGUGCCUGGGUAUGUGUACAAAUUCUAACCAGCCCUAGAAAGUGAUAUCGUGAGUAAACCAUCCUCAGCCAAAAACAAAAAUCCACAAAAUAACAAGAAGAAAGCAUUACUCUAGCUAUCAUUUGAUCAUGUUUAAUGCGGUACAGCUGUAAAACUGUAAAAAAAUAUAUCAAAAUUGGCCAAAUUAUCGUUAGACGUAAAAGAGCGAAUGAGGCUACUCGUGAACGAAUGGCGGCAAAGGGGCUAAGAAUGGACUGAACGACGGCAACACACUGUUAUCGAAUAAUGAAUCAAGCAAUGUUAGUUGAAAAAUAAAAUAAAAGUAUCUACCCUGCAGAAGGGUAGCAUAAUGGAA